Molecule: messenger RNA, 1095 nt
Organism: Salvia hispanica
Lineage: Eukaryota; Viridiplantae; Streptophyta; Magnoliopsida; Lamiales; Lamiaceae
Product: GDSL esterase/lipase At4g16230-like
Molecular function (GO): hydrolase activity, acting on ester bonds
Source: RefSeq, a predicted model, not a curated record
AUGUAUUAUUUUUCCCAUUUCUUGCUUGUAAUAUCAUUUAUUGUCAAGUUAAGCUCAUCUUCUUCCAUACCAGCAAAUUUCAUCUUUGGAGAUUCACUAGUGGAUGUUGGCAACAACAACUACAUUGCUUCUCUCUCUAAAGCAGAUUUUGCCCCAAAUGGGAUUGAUUUCGGCAACCCCACUGGCAGAUUCACCAAUGGCAGAACCAUAGUCGACAUUUUAGGACAGGAAAUAGGUCUAAGUGGCUUCACUCCUCCAUACUUGGCGCCAACUACAAAUGGAGCAGCGAGUCUACAAGGUGUAAACUAUGCUUCCGGUGGUGGCGGAAUCUUAAAUCACACCGGACAAAUCUUUGGUGGGAGAAUAAAUCUAGAUGCUCAGCUUGACAAUUUCGCAAACACAAGGCAGGCAAUAAUCUCAACAAUCGGUGAAGAUGCAGCAAUAAAGCUAUUCCAAAAUGCACUAUUUUCAAUAGCAAUUGGAUCAAACGAUUUCAUCAACAAUUAUCUGACUCCAGUUAUCUCCAAAGUUGAACAACAUCUCGUUUCACCUGAAUCAUUUGUGGCAGCCAUGAUUUCAAGAUUCAGAACUCAACUUAUGCGACUUAAGAGCAUGGGUGCAAGAAAAAUAAUUGUGGCAAAUGUGGGGCCAAUUGGGUGCAUCCCGUAUCAGAGAGACAUCAAUCCAUCUGCACAAAAUCAAUGUGUUGCUCUCCCCAAUCAACUUGCCCAAUUGUUCAAUGCCCAAUUAAGGAGUCUUGUGCAACAACUCAACGCAAUUAAUCUUGAUGGAUCCAAACUUAUUUAUGCAGAUGUCUACCACAUCGUCGACGAUAUUAUCCGAAAUUAUACGUCCUACGGAUUUGAGAAUUCAAAUUCGGCAUGUUGCCAUAGUGCGGGUAGAUUUGGAGGCCUAAUUCCAUGUGGGCCCACCUCGAAAGUUUGUGAAGAUCGAUCAAAAUACGUUUUCUGGGAUCCAUUCCAUCCUACCGAUGCUGCUAACUCUGUUAUUGCAAUGCGACUUAUGCACGGCGGAGCUACUGAUAUUUGGCCCAUUAAUCUUAGUGAGUUAUUAAAAAAUUGAAAAUAUGUUUAU